Molecule: messenger RNA, 2703 nt
Organism: Ectocarpus siliculosus
Lineage: Eukaryota; Phaeophyceae; Ectocarpales; Ectocarpaceae
Source: the annotation of a GenBank genome assembly
AUGGACGGGGCAGGCAGCAGCGGCGGCGGCGGCGGCGGCGGGCCGGAAGCUGACUACGACGACGAGCCUGUCCUCAAGUAUCAGAGGAUGGGGGCGGACGUCGGAAAGCUUCUCGGUCCUGUAGAGGAGGAGGAGGCGGGGGAGAAGGAGACGGUCGUGAGGAUGGCUGUGCACGAUACCUGCUUGGUGUUUGGGAUGGCGUCGGGAAUGAUCUUGCUCACCGACUACCACGGCAACGAGGCCCGACGGCUGAGACCUCACACGAAGGCCGUGACGGACCUCAGCAUGGACAUCACCGGGGACUUCCUCGCUAGCUCCUCGGAGGACGGAACGGUGGUCGUUACCGGGCUGCAGCCGGGGGCGAACGGCGAGCACACCGCGCCGGAGGUGUACAGCUACGGCGCGAAGUGGCCCAUGCUGGCGGUGAAGCUGGACCCUCUCUACGCCAGAAGGAAGGACAAGACCUUCGUGGCGGGCGGCUCGGCGGGAAAGCUGCUGCUGAACAAGAAGGGUUGGCUGGGGCACGACGAGGUGGUUCUUCACAAGGGGGAGGGGCCGUUGUCCGCCAUCGCCUGGAGGGGACCACUAGUGGCCUGGGCAUCGGACGGCGGCCUCAAGAUCAUGGACGUCGACAAGGGGAAAGGAGGGGAGCGAAUCAGCUACGUCGACAAGCCGCGGUCUCUGGUGGACUUCAAGGAACACGAAUGCCGAUGCCACAUGCUGUGGGAAACCCCGACCCGCCUGCUCGUUGGCUGGGGAGACACGGUAAUGGUCCUGCAGAUCCUGGUCCGCGAGCCCAAGUACCAACGCGGCGGGAGCCUUUCGCCCAUGAAACAACCCCACCUUUCGCCCCAGGGCGGCAACGGCAGUGCCGGCGACAGCAACCGGCGGACGUCGGUACCGCUGACGAACCCGAUCGGCGGCGGCCUCCCCAUGGCGGUGAUCGGCGCGCCGACGGCCGCGGCGCCGGUGGCGCUUGAGGCCCCCGAGAGGUACACGCAGAUCGUGGCCGUGUGGCAGUCCGACUGCCUGAUAUGCGGGCUGUCGCCGUUCGACAGCGACACGGUCGUCUUGCUCGGCUUUCCAGUGGAAGAGGAGGAAGAGGAGGAGGAGGAGGAGGAGGAGGGGGAGGGGGUGGUGGCGAAGGGUGUGUUCCAGCCGGAGGUGCAGCUGGUGAAGCGGCAGAGCGGCGAGGUGAUUUCGGCGGACACGGUCCCUCUUCGAGGCUGGGAGCAUGCAGGCGCGGGGCAGCUUCUCCUGCGAUCCACGUGCUGGUCGAUUUCUUCCUACAAGCCGGACAGGGAGGGGGCCACCACCGUUUUUUACACACCCGCGGAGGCGGAGGCGACCGGUGUGAGGGGGUUGCCCCCGGCGACUUUCGUCAUGUCCCCCGAAGACCUGAUCGUCGCGAGGGUCAGAGACAUCGACGACAAGGUGUGCUCCCCCCCCCGCGACGCGCAAAAUAUGCACACGUUCUCCGCUUGUUUGCCUCGCGAAAGGUGGGGACACCCAAGAGGGAAGCACGGGGGCCAGCACGGGGGUCGGGCGACGGCUAGCCGGAUCGCCCCGGGGGAGAGGUCGGGGGGAGCGGGGGGUAUUGCCGCGGCGGGAAAAUCUGAAUCUCCGCCUGAGGUACAGCAGCAGGACUUGUACAGCCUUCCCGUGGUGAUGGCGCGCAUGGAGGCAUCGCUGGUGCAGAGGCCUGACCCGGUUGUCAUGGAGGCUCACGCCGAAGCUUACGUGAUGGACCGUCAGUUCGCGAGGGCCGUACGCGUCUACCUGUCCCUAGCGGAACACCAAGCGGCUUCGGAGAACGGUGCCCGGCUGCAGCAGCAGCAGCGGCAGCAGCAGCGAACGGGCGGGAUCGGACGAGCCCCCCAAGGGCCGGCGCGGGGCCGGCAGGGGUCGUCGGCGACACCAUCGAUCACGCAUGGCGUCGGAACCGGUGAUGGGGCCGGCAGCGAGGCGCAGUACGGCCACGUGUUUCGCAUGAUCGAGCAGCACUCGCUGUUUGACGCGGUGCAGGACCGAGUGUUGCAGCUGAUCAGACUCGACAGGGAGCUCACGGGAGAGCUUCUGCUUCGACACCCGGAAAAGUUCAGCGUUUCGUCGGUGGUGUCCCAGCUCAAGGGCAGGAGAGACUUGCAGCACUGGUACCUCGGACUUCUGUUUGACCGUUCUCCGGAGAUGUACGGGGCGCAGGAGUACGCGCCGUUUCACGCUCUACAGGUAUCACUAUUGGCCGAGUUUGCGCCGCCGUUCGAGCGAGGCCGGCCACCGGCCUACACGAGCGCGUUUUUGCGUUUCUUGAGACCGACGGGGUUUGCACCGCUGGAGGCCGCGUUGAGGGAGUGCGGGAAGCGGCGCCCCCCCCUGUACGACGAGAUGGCCUACAUCCUGGGGAGGAUGGGCGACACUCGGAGAGCGCUCACGAUCUUGCUUGAGGAGGUAGGCAGCGUGCCGCGCGCGAUCGAGUUCGUCGAAGCCCACGACAAAGACUUGUGGUACCGGCUGAUCGAGCACAGCCUCAAGAGCGAGACGUUCCUCUCGGGACUGUUGGACCACGCCGGGGUCUACGACGUAGAUUUGGCCCGUCUGGUGGCCGAGAUCCCCAAGGGGAUGCACAUCCCGGGGUUGCGGGACAAGGUGGUUAAGAUCAUAUCGGACUACCACUUUCAGGUGCGGAUCGUGUGGUGCUGCUGA